Scophthalmus maximus (turbot) is the source of this 4541-nucleotide messenger RNA. RefSeq names its product ANTXR cell adhesion molecule 2a (gene antxr2a). The transcript has 17 exons. Gene Ontology annotation, molecular function: signaling receptor activity. The record is from RefSeq and is a predicted model, not a curated record. NCBI's taxonomy places the organism in Eukaryota, Metazoa, Chordata, Actinopteri, Pleuronectiformes, Scophthalmidae. Gene Ontology annotation, cellular component: membrane. Bases 447 to 1913 code for a protein of 488 amino acids.
GUCGACGCCCAUAGCGCUCUGGUGUCCGACGCUCUGGAGGGGGCCCGUGAACGCAGCCUAACUUUUCUCCGCACGGUGAAGUUUAAGUUUCUCUGCUGGUCGCAGUUUGUCGUGUGUGUCAUCUUUCUAUUAUUUAUUAUCACGACGGUCUUCUGUUUUAUGGAGGAUGUGAGCGAACCGUGAGUCAGGAGCAGGAUGAGGAAACUUCACGGGCCGCUGGUGACGUCACUGACGUGAUUUCCCUCAUUUCGAAGUUGUGAAAACUUCUUCUUCUUCUUCUUCUUCUUCUUCUUCUUCUUCUGUUGUUGUGACAUGUAGCAGCUGCAGACUCACCAUCAUCAUCAUCAUCUUCAUCAUCAUCACAUCGACACGCUCACACACACACACACACACACACUGUGGCCUUCUGUUAUAAACAUAUAUCAUAAUAGUACUCACAGUCCAACAUGCUGGAGAGGCGUCCUCGGUCCUUCCCCGGGACGAGCCGCUGGAGCUCGGCGGCGGCGGCGGUGCUCGUCCUGGGGAUGAUCGCGUCGUGGAGCCGCGCGGAGGAGGCGUCGUGUCACGGGGCCUACGACCUGUACUUCGUCCUGGACAAGUCUGGAAGCGUCUCGGCCGACUGGUUCGAGAUCUACUCGUUCGUGAAGAACCUCACCGACCGGUUCGUGAGCCCCAGGAUGAGAGUCUCCUUCAUCGUGUUCUCCGCCCAAGCAAAAGUCCUGCUGCCUCUGACCGGAGACAGGUCCGAGAUAGAGAAGGGUCUGGAGCGUCUGCGGGAGGUGAAGCCCGCAGGUGAGACGUACAUGCACGAGGGACUCAAAGAGGCCUCGGCACAGAUACAGAAGCAGUCGAUGAAGUCCUCCAGCAUCAUCCUCGCCCUGACGGACGGGAAGCUGGCCGUCUACGUGCACCAGCUCACGGUGAAGCAGGCGGACGAGGCGAGGAGGUUCGGCGCCCGCGUUUACUGCGUGGGAAUCAAGGACUUCGACGAGCAGCAGCUCGCCGAGAUCGCCGACACCAAGGACCAAGUGUUUCCUGUCAAAGAUGGCUUCCACGCGCUCAAGGGCAUCGUCAACUCCAUAUUAAAGCGAUCGUGCACAGAGAUCCUGAGUGUGGAGCCGUCCAGCGUCUGUGUGAACGAGUCCUUCGACAUCGUCCUGCGGGGAAACGGAUUCGCCCUCGGCCGCAGCAACGAAGGCGUCGUCUGCAGCUUCAUCGUCGACCAGCAAACCUUCAAUAACAAGCCGACCGCAGUGCGUAACGAUUAUCUGCUGUGUCCUGCGCCCAAGCUCUAUGAAGUCGGACAGACCAUGGACGUCCUCAUCAGCCUGAACAACGGCAAGUCCUUCAUCUCCAGCUCGCACACCAUCACCGCCUCCACCUGUUCGGACGGCCUGGUGGUGUUGAUCGUGGUGCUGGUGCUGCUGGUCCUCGUGGCUCUGGCCCUCAUGUGGUGGUUCUUCCCUCUCUGCUGCACCGUGGUCAUCAAAGACCCGCCGCCGCCGCCGCCGCCCUCCCGGCCUCCGCCACCUGAGCCCGAGCCGCUGCCCAAGAUGAAGUGGCCGACCGUGGACGCCUCCUACUACGGAGGACGAGGAGCCGGAGGCAUCAGGCGCAUGGAGGUGCGCUGGGGGGAGAAGGGCUCGACCGAGGAGGGGGCCCGGCUGGAGAAAGCCAAGAACGCCGUCGUGUCCGUGCCGGAGGACGCCGACGAGCCGAUGGUCAAGCGUCCCGUGCCGAGGGCGGCGCCCGCCCCCCACGGGACGGAGAACAAGUGGUACACUCCCAUCAAGGGUCGUCUGGAUGCUUUGUGGGCGUUGCUGGGGCGACAGUACGACCGGGUCUCCCUCAUGCGUCCCACGUCUGCAGACAAGGGCCGGUGUAUGAACUUCAACCGGGUGCAGCAUCAGUAGAGACGAGCGACGACCAACACGUGAUGUUUUCUGUCGACGAGAAGAAUGUCAGGUGUUUUUUUUUUUAUUUAAUUUAAAAAAAAAAAUUUUAUAUGCUGCAUCUCAAACCGCCGCGUGUUCACUCUGCUUCACCUCCCGCACAAAGUUUCUCCUCUGUGUUGACAAUGUUAAAAUACAUAUAUAUAUAUAUAUAUAUAUAAUCGUAUCCAUUAAGUUAUUUACUUCCUUUGCUUUUAUACCACAUAUUAUUAUUUUAUGUCAAGUAAGUUGAAGCGCAGGCCGCUCCGCUCCCGGAGCUCAGCGCUUCAGACUCGCUCGUCUUCUCGUGCGCACCAAAGGCUUCAACAUGCUCCGACCAUAUUGUGCCUUCUGUGGAAAAAACAAAUUUCACGGACACAGACGGAGGCGAUCUGAGGAGGGAGAGAGAGAGAGAGAGAGAGAGAGAGAGAGAAAAAAGAAAAACAAGGAGGAAAAAGGGGCCCGUUUGCCUUUGGCGUGGAGGCGGGGGAUGAUCCCGGCGGGGGCCUCGCUCGGUGCACGAGUCCACCGCCUCUUGGCGACGGCUCAUCGCGCCGCCUCUCCAACUUUCAGCCGGGGCCCGGCGCCCGGCGGCCGCCGGCGCCGCAGAGCGUUCACCGGCUCAUCUUGUCAUUUUAACACUGAGAAGUGCACACGCAUGACAAAUUGUGGACAGGACGCCCCCGAGGUCCUGGAAGGCAUCGCGACUUUGCCCUGUAGUUAAGUUCUUUCCCUCCGAAGACACCUUCCUUUUCAUUAUGCGCUCUCACAGGACAAGGAGAAUUAAUAGAGCGUUAUUCGACCGCGGGACAGAGCUCCUCCACCAGGACCAUCUCCAGCCACGUUUGAGGGAUUGAUGCCUUGAAGACCUUGACAUGGCGCUUGGUGUUUCCUCCUCUCUCCCCGGCGCAGUCUGCUCCCUGCUCAGCAAGGCGUACUGGGGCACGUCAGCGCCCCGUAAACGGGCCCCGUCAGCGACGACCUCUUUUGAAAAGAUGUAGACGCGGCACAGGGCCGCGCUUCCGCCCCGGUCCUCUCGGGGGGCUGCGGCACGACCCGCCGGUUCCCUCGGCGCCACAGUAUCAAAGUUUAAUUAAAAUAAUUAAAGGCAACAGCGAGCAGCAGCCUGUGAAGACUCGGCCUGUCUCUUUUUUUCAUGCCUUUUGACAUUGAAUGACCUAUUACCGCGAAAAGAAAAGAGGACACGCGCUGGCGCCGCCUGCGAAACGCAAACCCAAAGCAACGGAUGCGACGGACGGAUAAGUAUUGUUCAUUUCCAGAAAUUAUGUGCGCCCCCCCCCCCCCCCCCCCCCCCCCCCCUCCUCCCCACCUCCACCCCAAAAAGCAGGGGAUAUGUACUUAUAUAUAUAUUGUGGAUUUUUCAAGCGCGCUGUCAUGAAGCCAAUCCCAAAUGAUGAGAGCAGAAAAACCAGAGUGGGGGGGGGGGGGGGGGGGCAGCAGCUGAAGAAAAAGGCUCGAAUGAUCCAGUCACUUCGGAUUCCGUACUUCAGAUGCGAAAUGGAUAUUCGAGUCGAAACCUGACAAAGCGCGCCCGGCUUUGACGGAGAGCGGUAUAGACAAUGACCAGUGGCUGGGUCAGUGGGAUGUCUCCGUGCAGGCAGGGGAGCUUAUCAAAUGACACUAAAAAUAAGUUCAACAACCAUCAAGUUUGAGGGGGGGGGGCGAGGGGGAGCGGGGCGAGCGCCUCGCGUUUCGGCGUGGGCGUGUGUGCGAAGGGGCGGAGUCUAAUCAUUCCUUUGUUUCCUUCUUCGGACACAAAUAAGUCGGGAAUCAAAAUCCUCGGGGGAGUUCCGCUGGUUAUUUAUGUCCCGACUUGGACACUUUUAGCCUCUUGCGUAAUUCCGCGGCAACGCCGGCGUCUUUUUUCCGGACGCACGGACGACGAGGAGAUUUUUUUGGAAAGCGUUUGGAUCUUUUGUGGUGAUUUGACACAAGCGGCGGCGGCGGCGCAGGAACGUGAUGAACCCGAUUCAACAACACGUCACACGUCACCACACACACACACUGUUGUAGAUAAAACAUUCAUAUCUUUGUUUGUUUUUUCUGUAAAUUAAUUUCUUAAAUGAAAAUAACUUUUUUUUUGUGUUUGUGCACUUGUUUAAUAAAGUUCUUGUCUUUUUUGGGACAUUUUUUAUUUCAACUUCACUUCAGCCAAAUUGUUCGAAAGAUUAAAAACAUCAAAAAAGUCAGAAAAGAAAAACUUAUUGUCACAAUUGUUGAUAUUAAUUUUUUUUAAUUUUCAUAUUUUUGUGCACAUUUUCACAAAAUUGUUGCUUCUAUGAUAUUUGCAUGUAACACUUUCCGCCUCGCACGUUUCACUUAUCAGCUCAUUUAAUGUGCACGAAUUGUAAUUUAUCUAUUUUUUUAUUAUCUUCAUGAUUGUACAGGCUUUUUAUACACACACACACACACACACACACACACACACACGCACACACACACUGCACCUUUGAGUCCAGGUACAACUCACACACAAGCUGCACAUUCGUGUGUGUGAGUUGAAACCGAAACACUGUUUUUAUUAUUAUUCCUGUUUCUGUUUUUACACCUUUGUCUGUUGUGUCAAAUAUACGUUGGAUGAAAAGCGAA